CCGUCCGACGUCUGGAUUUUCGAAGGAGCGUCGGCCCUGGCCAACCACAAUUUGGCUAGGAGGUUGUGUUAGGCAACCAUUCUCCCGGCCGAUCGGGAGCUCUUGAAGGGUCGGUCGGUGUCCGACAUGCUUUCUUCCUUUUACCCGACUAUGAUCCAGCUGAUCUACAACAUGUCCGAGCUGGAGGUCGAGUACCGGAGGUUCGGCGACGUCUGGGCAGCCUGGAAGAACAGGGCCGAAACCGUCGAAGCUGAAAAGGCGACGUUGGUGGACCAGCUGAAGUUGUCGGUCGACUGCGAGGCUAGGCUUGAGGAGGAGAUCUCCCAACUCACCAACGGCCUAGCCGCCUCGGAGGCCGAACUUCAGUCGGCUCGCGAGCAGGUCCAGCGUAAGACCCGCUCCGUUCACCGGCUACGGUGUGAGUGGGAUGACUGCGUCAGAGAGCUCGAGGCCGAGCGUGAGCAACUUCGAGUUAGCAUGGAGAACCUGGCUAAGGCCAAAGAGAACUUAUCCUCUGCCCAAGCCGACGCCGACAUAGCGAAGGCGGAGUCGGCCAAAGAGGUGCUGAGCCGGGCAGUGUAGGACUUUCGUGGCUCGGACGAGUAUCGGGAGGAGCUCCUCGAGAGCGGCUUCGCCUCUUAUCGGGUGGGGUACGAGGACGCCCGGGAUGCAAUUCAGAGUCUGCACCCGGAGCUCGACCUGAGCAGCAUCGUCCCUCCAGGGUCGGAGGACCAAGCCGCAGAGGAGGAGGCCGACCCAAUGCCGGAGGAUCCGAUGGCUGUGGAGUGCCCAACCCGAGCGGCCGAAGGUGAGGUGGCUCCAACCUUCGGUACCACUCCAACCCGAGCGGGCACGUCGAUUGCUCUCGAACUAUCCCCGGUGCAGGAAGUCGAUUCCGACGAAUAGUCGGAGUGCCCACCCCGUUAUCUUUGUAUUCUUUUGCUUUUGUUUUGUCCUUGAUAUUUGUGAUCGGGCUUCGGUCCAAUUUUGUAAUCGGGCUUCGGCCCAAUUUUGUAAGUCACUUCAAUGA
Messenger RNA from Elaeis guineensis (African oil palm), 1030 nucleotides. NCBI's taxonomy places the organism in Eukaryota, Viridiplantae, Streptophyta, Magnoliopsida, Arecales, Arecaceae. The record is from RefSeq and is a predicted model, not a curated record.